AAUAGUUGAGAGCAGCACACUGGCAGAGGUUGUGGAGAUGCUCAUAGCCUGAAUGCCUUCUAUUUGAACCGUGCUCUCCUUUCUCUCCAACCAAAUCUUCGCCUCUUCGGUCACUGCUUGUUCGGCAGACUCAGCAGACUCAGCAGACUCGGCACUGAACGUAAAAGUCCUAUUCCAGACGACUUCUCUAUCACUUCUUGUCGCUGCAGGAGUAUUGGCAACUUAACCGAUCAGCUCCUAUAGGCAUUUUAAACCUUUCGGCAGCAGCAUCAGAAGAAGCUUCUCUCAAAAUGAGUAAUCGGUCUUUGUUCGCUGUAGUGCUUCCUUCUUACCCAUUCCUCCUAAUUCCAAGGCAGAGAAAUCUUAUCGAGUAACCCAUGAGAAACCAAUACCCAUUGAAGUUCUUCUUACGAUUCUGUUGCAGACAUCACAGUCAAACCAUUGGCAGGAAAAUCUCCAAUUUAUCUACCUUGAUUUCUGCUCUUCGUCUUUCAGAAAACCCAUUUCCCUCUAUUAAUGAAUUGCGUUACCGAAGGCGUGAAUUUGCCCAACUACUUCAAGUUCCAGACCAACAUAAUAUCUACUACAAAAGUGUUCAUAGUCAGAUGGUAGUUUUAGGUUUUCAAUCAGAUGUUUUUCUAGCCAACAUUCUUUUACAUUCGUAUUCAAAAUCCAAUUCUCUACUUAAUGCAGAGCUAAUAUUCGAUAAAAUUCUCGGAAGGAACUUGAUCACAUGGUCUUCAAUGAUUUCCAUGUAUACCCAUCAUGGUCAGAAUGAAGAAGCUUUGAUGAUCUUCUCCGAAUUUCGAAAAUCUUCCUCAGAGAAUCCGAACGAGUUCAUCUUAGCUAGUGUUUUGCGUGCUUGCACGCAGUUAGGGGCCGUUGAUCAAGCCACCCAAGUACAUGAUUUUGUUAUCAAGGCUGGGUUUGAUCAAGAUGUCUAUGUUGGUACCUCUUUAAUUGAUUUUUAUUCAAAGAAUGGAGAGAUAGAAGAAGCAAGAUUGGUUUUUGAUGAUCUACUGAUGAAGACUGCGGUCACUUGGACUACCAUGAUUACUGGAUAUUCGCAAAGUGGAAAAAGUGAAGUUUCACUGCAGUUGUUUAUCCAAAUGUUGAAAACUGAAGUCCUUCCUGAUAGAUAUGUUCUCUCGAGUGCAAUAAGUGCUUGUUCAAUGUUAGAGUUUCUUGAAGGAGGGAAACAGAUACAUGCCUAUGUGUUGAGAAAUGGAACAGAAACCGAUGUUUCAGUGAUAAAUGUCCUCAUAGAUUUAUACUCAAAGUGUCAUAGGGUGAAAAUUUCUAGGCAAUUAUUUGAUCAGAUGGUUCUUAAGAAUGUUGUCUCAUGGACAACGAUGAUUGCAGGGUACAUGCAGAAUUCAUGCCACUGGGAUGCAGUGAAGUUGUUCUCAGAAAUGACCCAACUGGGGUGGCAGCCAGAUGGGUUUACUUGCACUAGCAUUCUCACCUCCUGUGGUUCGGCGGAGGCAUUGGAACUAGGGAGACAAGUUCAUUCUUACACCAUCAAAGCCAAGUUAGAAUCCGACGAGUUUGUGAGGAACAGUUUGAUCGACAUGUAUGCCAAAUGUAACUCUCUGGAUGAUGCUAAAAUUGCCUUCGAUACUAUGCCUGUACACAAUGUUAUAUCUUGCAAUGCUAUGAUUGAAGGGUAUGCAAGACAGGACAAGGUCUUUGAAGCUCUGGGUCUUUUUAAUGAUAUGAGGCUUAAAUCAUUCCAUCCAAGCCUCUUGACCUUUGUUAGUAUUCUUGGGGUGUCAGCUUCAUUAUCCACCAUGGAUUUGAGCAAGGAAAUCCAUGGUCUUGUUAUUAAGAGUGGAAUAUCGUUAGACAUUUAUGCUGGUAGUGCCCUAGUGGAUGUUUAUUCCAAGUGCUUCUGUGUUGAAGAUGCAAGACUCGUGUUUGAGGAGAUGAAUGAAAGAGAUAUUGUAGUAUGGAAUGCAAUGGUUUUUGGGCAUACCCAAAAUGGACAGGGCGAAGAGGCUUUCAAACUCUUCUUAGAAUUGCAGUCUUCAGGACUGAAACCUAAUGAGUUCACCUUUGUUGGAGUUAUAACAGCAGCCAGUAACCUAGCAAGUCUCGUACAUGGCCAGCAGUUCCAUAGCCAGCUCAUAAAGUCUGGCCAAUACCUGGAUCCAUAUGUUUCUAAUGCUCUUGUAGAUAUGUAUGCAAAGUGUGGAAGCAUUGAAGAGGCUCACAAAAUGUUUCAUACGACAUGUCGAAGAGAUGUUGUGUGUUGGAACUCCAUGAUCUCGACAUAUGCACAUCAUGGGCUUGCUGAUGAAGCGCUUCAGAUGUUCCAACAGAUGCAAGAUGAGGGAAUAGAACCCAACUAUGUUACAUUUGUUGGUUUGCUAUCUGCCUGUAGCCAUGGUGGGCUCGUUGAAAGUGGCCUUUGUCUCUUUGAUUCAAUGGCUACAGAGUUUGAUAUCAAAGCAGGGACAGAACAUUAUGCCUGCGUGGUUGCUCUCUUGGGACGAGCAGGGAGACUGCAUGAAGCCAAGGAGUUUAUUGAGCACAUGCCAAUUGAACCUGCAGCAAUUGUAUGGCGCAGCUUUCUCAGUGCAUGUCGGGUAGCUGGCAAUGUUGAAAUGGGGAGAUAUGCUGCAGAGAUGGCAAUCUCCAUUGAUCCAAAAGAUAGUGGGUCCUAUGUUCUACUUUCAAAUAUUUAUGCAUCUAGAGGCAUGUGGGCGGAUGUUGAGAAGGUGAGGAAGGGGAUGGACUGCAAUGGAGUGUUGAAAGAACCAGGCCAUAGUUGGAUCGAAAUUGAUAGCAAUGUUCAUGUGUUUAUUGCAAGAGAUAAAACUCAUGGCCAGGCUGAUUUGAUCUAUUCGGUAUUGGACAGGUUGACCCUACAGAUCAAAGGAGUUGGGUAUGUGCCUGACACUGCUACAUGUUUGUUAGAAGAUUGAGGAGAGAUGGUAUCAUGAUCAAACGGGAAACCUGUUUUGAACUUUGAUCCAUAUUCAAAAUAGAAACCUGAACCCAAGUUGGGGCAUGGAUUAGGGUGGAAAUUUAUAUCCAGUGGGGUCCUUGAAUUUUGAUCUCUUGAUCUAUGUUCGAAAUAGACACAUGGGUCCAGAUAUGCUCAUUUAAGUGGACUUGUAUGAAGGAUUCAAUAUUUUGGUCUUUCAACCAUCCAAAAGUGGUCGGUGAUAAAAGAUUUGGAACCACAGUAGUGAAUGCAACAGAGCCCACCUGCUUUCCAAUUCCAAAUGGUUUAAAUUGCAGAUAUCUGGUCUGUGCGGGUGCUUUAUGUGGAUUGGGAAAUGAGGCUUAUGUAUCAAAGACUAAGUAGAUAUUAAGAAAGCUGAGAAAAUUGCUGAAGAAGUGCCCAAAUAUUUAUGAAGAGACAGAGAGAGAAAGAGGCUUUCCCCCUCACUUUCAUGAUCACUGGGUCCAUUGAUUGCAAGAGCAGGGUUCAUCUUGUUGAGAAUGACAUGCUAUUUAUUUGAUUCUUCAUUGUCAUUUCUUGCUCUGCUUGGAAGUAUCAAUUGGCCAUUUUAUUUUUUCUCAUGCUAUGUUUGAUAAAUAUCAUGUAUUAUAUUUGCUCUCUUUUCCAUCCAGGAGUUCCAAAAUUUAUCUUGAUCUCUGUUCACGAUUAUAAUCUACCUUCAUUUCUUUCUACUUUCCUCUGGACACUUCGCUGGAAAGAGGAAAGCAGAAUCAGAGGUUCUUUCCAAAUACCCAUGCUCAGGUGAUAUGACUGAUUCCUCAAUCCUUUAUCCUUGAUUCUUGAGAAAAACUGUUAGGACAAUCUAAUAAUGUCUUACUGGUGUACAUGGAACACAAACAUGGGGUUGGGAACCACCAUUCAGUGGGUUAGACUUGGAGAGCUUUCUGCAAAUAAUUGACUGAUAGAAUCAUAGGCUAAGCCAGUAUUGGCGGGGCUUAUUUGGGGUCUAGAAGACUGCCAACAGAAGAAUUUAUCUAUUUUUCAUCUUGAUAGUUGAAAGAUAUGGCAUGGAAUCACCGAAGCUGUUUCACUAACAUAUUCUCAUUGUCAAUUGAAUAAAAUCAUGGCAAACCUAUUUUUGAUUGGCUGCAUCCAUUCCUCGUUGAAGUUGGCAUUCAUGUCAUCUUCAUUGCUUCAAUUUUGGGUUUUUGUUUAUGUAACCAAUUAUUUCUUGAAUUAAAAAUUUUCAGGUGUGGUGUUAAGACCACGGGAAGUUGAUGGCUUUGAGAUACCACUUGCUCUCAUAGGGGAACCACUUGAGAGGUUUCUUCGUGCAACUGAAAAAUUUACAAAACCAUUGAGCUCUCUUCCAGCAUCCGAUCUUCUCUUGGCCCCACCCAUUAGUGUUGAUGAUGUUGCACUUGCAGUGAUAAAUGCAGUCAUACAUGAUGAAUUCUUUGGUGUUUUCAUUAUUGAUCAAAUCAAGGAAGCUGAAGCCAAAGUGCGGGUGUGAAACUGUGGAACUAGAACCACGUAUACAUCUUUACAUCUGGUGUCUUCUAAAAUAUAUAAUGCCUCCAUUUUGAAUGAUAUGGAUGAAACAGUUCAGUGUAACCCUCCUCGCUGAGGUUGCCAUAAGUUUCUUUUGAAUGAAACCAAGAUGCCACGGGACAUCAUAACACUA
Messenger RNA from Macadamia integrifolia, 4595 nucleotides. Its product is annotated as pentatricopeptide repeat-containing protein At4g39530. Gene Ontology annotation, cellular component: intracellular membrane-bounded organelle. The coding region runs from base 378 to 2927 and encodes 849 amino acids. Lineage: Eukaryota; Viridiplantae; Streptophyta; Magnoliopsida; Proteales; Proteaceae. The record is from RefSeq and is a predicted model, not a curated record. Gene Ontology annotation, molecular function: RNA binding; protein binding. The transcript has 2 exons. Gene Ontology annotation, biological process: RNA modification.